AGUAAAAUAUAAUAAUAUUAAUAAUAUUAUCCUCUAUACACUAUGACUAUGGUGUAUUGGUGUUGUUAUUUAAAUACAAAACUGAUAGGCGAUAACCGGUUAUAAUAUUUAUUAUUGCACUUUCGCGUUUCGACUCUUCAUUCUUCAGACUUUGCUCUGUUGCCCCUUUUAUUCGGUGUUUACCGUUCGUCUGUUUACUGUUUAGUGUUUUCUAAUCGUUAUUAGUUAAUAAUUAUUACUUGUUCCUUGUUAGUAUGUAGUAUAUUGUAGUACUCGUCCGGAACGCAAGCAGCGUGGCAUCAAGUUCAGACACUCAAAAAACAAUUUGGCCAUUCAGUAUUAACAACCAAACAAAAUGGAUAAAAGGCUAUUAAAUGUUAGCCUGUUAGGUUUGGCCUUCAUGUUUGUUUUCACCGCAUUUCAAACAAUGGGAAAUAUUGAAAAAACUAUACUAAAAAGCAUUCAAAAUGACUAUCCCUCAUUUACUGGUGAUGGAUAUACUAGUUUGUCCAUUAUCUAUAUUGUUUUUGCUUUAUGUAAUUGGAUAUCUCCAUCGAUUGUCAGUUUUGCAGGUUCCAGAUUAGCUAUGUUUAUAGGAGCUUGCUGUUACACUAUGUUCUUAGUAUCAUUUCUCUGGCCGACCACUUUUUUACUUUAUUUCAUGUCUGCGGUAAUUGGUUUUGGUGCUUCAGUUAUUUGGACAGGGCAAGGAGCAUAUUUAACAUUAAAUUCUGAUUCUUCUACUAUGUCCAGAAACUCGGGAGUAUUUUGGGCGUUGUUACAAAUGAGUAUGUUUUUAGGAAAUACAUUUGUGUUUUUUGCACUUCACGAUAAAAAUCAUUUGGAUGAAUCAACAAGAACUUUAGUCUUCACUGUUCUCAUAGCUGUAUGUUUUUUGGGUACUUUGUUAUUUUUACUUUUACGAUCGCCUUUAAGUUCAGAAGGAACUGAAAAUGAACGAGGAGAAACUUUAUCGCCUAUUCAAGAAAUAAAAAAUUCUUUGUCUCUUUUCCUAACUGAAGACAUGUGUUUAUUAAACAUGUCAUUUUUUUUUACUGGUUUACAUUUGUCAUUUUAUAGUGGUGUCUAUAGUUCAAGUAUUGGAUUCACUACAAGUAUGGGAACCAACAGUAAACAGCUUGUGGGUUUAUCAGGAAUCUUGAUUGGUGUUGGCGAAAUUUUAGGAGGUUUUCUGUUCAGCAUUCUGGGUAAAAAAACUUCUGAUAACAACAUUGAAUCCAAAGGAUUCAGUCAUUCAGCAGUAGUUGCUCUUGGUUUUAUUAUAAAUAUUGUUGCAUACGGUUUGAUAUUUAUAAAUUUACCAGACGAAUCACCAUUUGGUGAUACAACAGCAAAAUCUUUUAUCGAACCUAAUCAGUACCUAGCAAUUUUCUGCAGUUUUCUCUUGGGUUUUGGUGACAGUUGUUUCAAUACUCAAAUUUACAAUGUAAUUGGACAAAGAUACUCUGAAAAUAGUGCCCCAGCUAUGGCCCUGUUUAAAUUUAUGCAGUCUAUAGCUGCUGCCAUUAGUUUCUUCUACAGUAAUCAUUUUGGAAUGUAUGUUCAAUUAACCUUGUUGGUGAUCACAUUAAUUAUGGGUACUCUGUCGUUUUUCAAAGUGGAUAAAUCUAUUGAUAACCGGUGAGAAAAGUUUUACAACAAUAACCAUGUAAUGUACAUCUUCAUUCAACACAAUUUUGGAGUAUCAAACGUUCCAUAUCAGUAUAUUAACGUUACAUUCCAAUUUUAAAUUUUUAUAAGAUUAUUUCUCAUUAAUUAUUAGUAGUUAUUACAUCACUUUUUAUAACAUUAUCUUAAUUUUUUUUUGUAUAUACCAGCAUUGAUUUUAUAAUUUAAUUUAUUGUAAAAUCAAUGAUAUCAGUAUUGUUUAUAUAAGUCUAUUUAAAAAAAUUGUUCAAGUAUUCCAUGUGCCAAAUCUGCAAAUUUUUAAUUAAUUAAUUAAAACAAUAUAUACAUAUAAAUAUAUAAUGUUGUUACUACUUA
Messenger RNA from Acyrthosiphon pisum (pea aphid), 2004 nucleotides. Its product is annotated as UNC93-like protein MFSD11. The record is from RefSeq and is a predicted model, not a curated record. The transcript is spliced from 9 exons. Bases 356 to 1645 code for a protein of 429 amino acids. NCBI's taxonomy places the organism in Eukaryota, Metazoa, Arthropoda, Insecta, Hemiptera, Aphididae.